Anguilla rostrata (American eel) is the source of this 4002-nucleotide messenger RNA. Its product is annotated as bisphosphoglycerate mutase-like. Gene Ontology annotation, molecular function: intramolecular phosphotransferase activity. The record is from RefSeq and is a predicted model, not a curated record. The coding region runs from base 302 to 1162 and encodes 286 amino acids. The transcript is spliced from 3 exons. NCBI's taxonomy places the organism in Eukaryota, Metazoa, Chordata, Actinopteri, Anguilliformes, Anguillidae. Gene Ontology annotation, biological process: glycolytic process.
CUACGCCGCAUUUAUUCAUAUGACUUUUCAGCUUUUCAAACGGCCAUUUGGUGGGUUUGUUUUACAGAAUGAAUGUAACUUGUCAGCCAUAAAUAACAAGCACAGCUGAAAUAGUGUACAUGGUCUAUACCCACAACCACAUACCCCAUACACAGGCUGUUAUCGACAUCUAUCACACAUCCGUUAUGACUGCACAGCACAACCCUUCUCUCCACCAUCUCUGUCAGCCGUGUCGUGGACGAGCACCGCCUCUAUGUGGAAGUUCGGAUUGGGAUUGGUUAUUUAUUAUGCCAAUUGAAAUAUGGACGAAUCCCUGACGACACCAGCUCCCAACAACAACAGCGCACGGCGGACAACGGAAUUGUUACUGACGAUACCCGGGAUGUCGAAGUACAAACUGUUUCUGCUGAGGCACGGGGAGGGGUCGUGGAAUAUAGAGAACCGCUUUUGCAGCUGGGUGGACCAGAAGCUGAGCGAAGACGGCGUGAAGGAGGCCCAGGCGUGCGGCAGGCUGUUAAAGGAACGAGGGUAUGAAUUCGACCAGGUGUUCACCUCUUUGCUGAGCCGCUCGAUACACACCGCCUGGCUGGUUCUGGAAGCCAUGGGGCAGGAGUGGGUGCCCAUGGUGAAGUCCUGGCGGUUGAACGAGCGCCACUACGGUGCCCUGAUUGGGCUGAACCGGGCGGAAAUGGCCCUCAACCACGGGGAAACCCAGGUGAAAGUCUGGAGGAGGAGCUAUGACGUCACACCCCCUCCCAUCGACGAAUCGCAUCCCUACUUUUUUGAGAUCUACAACGACCGCAGGUACAGCACCUGCGAUGUGCCCAGAGAGAGGCUGCCCCGUUCAGAGAGCCUGAAGGACGUGCUGGAGAGACUCUUGCCCUACUGGGAAAAUGUGAUAGUGCCAGAAAUCAAGAAAGGCCAAAUGGUGCUGAUUUCAGCCCAUGGGAACAGCUGUAGAGCCCUGCUGAAACACAUUGAAGGGAUCUCGGAUGCGGAUAUUGCUGGUGUUACUUUGCCCACCGGAAUUCCAAUUCUUCUGGAGCUGGAUGAAGAUCUCCGUCCCCUGAGUCCGCGCCAGCUACUGGGAGACCAGGAGAAGAUCCAGGCAGCCAUCAAAAAAGUUGACGACCAGGGGAAGGCCAAACAAACAGGAAAAUAAGGGGUCAGGAGGUGAACAGAGUGGUUUGUGCCAAGUAAUGCUUGGGUGGCUCAAGGUAUGGCAUAUUGGUAAUGGUCCCUGUCUACUUUCCUUCAAAUGUAUUCUACUGACCUGUUUUCUCUUGACAUAAAAAUUAUCUGAUUUAUUACAGGCAGGUUUGGGCAAGCUACUAGUACAAUGUUUGCCGCAUAGGUUUGUAAUAUUGUGGCAUUUUGCAAUAACUGGGAGUAUGUAGUUACACGUGAUUUUUUUUUUGCACUUUCAGAACAUUUAAUUGUGUGGGCAUCCGAUUACUGUAGUUUCUAGUUUUUUUGUUUGUUUGUUUGUUUGUUUUUUACUUUUUUAAAAACAUUUUUGAAGGUUCCUGAAAAGCAUGUAACCCAUGAAGAACCAUUGUGGACCUAAAACGCACACUUUCCACAUCUGUUUGCACACAUGGCAUCAUUUCUUUUUUUCUCAAAAGGGAGCACAGCUUAACUUUCCAUACACCUUAUGUACUGUACAUUAAUUAAAAAGUGCAAGUAAAUACCCAAGCUGAAAUGUUUAAAAUGACUAACACCUCUUUGAGCAGCCCCAAAUGUAUCGGGAAGCCUUGUCAGCGGGAUUUUGAGAGUGGCGCAAGUGCUGUUUUCUAGUCAUUGACUUGGGCUUUGUCUACAGGUAUUACUGAGGGUGUAUUGCACCAUGCAAUAUAAAGUAGUGCUGUCAGUUCUAACAUUGUCAUUUAAAUUACAUUCCAUUUAUGCAGGCAAAACAUCGUAUUCAGUAUUGAGGAAGUAAAGAGCACAAGGCUAUCACGCUAGCUGCUUAUUUUGGUUCAUUUGGAGGCAAAUGUUCAAAACCAGAGAUGCCUCCUGAUUUUAUGCGUUGAUGGAUCCUCCAUUAUCAUUACAGUUUUACCUCAUAAGUUAAAGACUGCAUUCUGUACUGAAACAAUAAUGUUACUCAUAGUCUAACAAAUUAGAGCCAGCGCCUGUAAUACCUUUGUGCGCUACGUGCAUUUUAUUGAUUUUUAAAGAAGUAAAAUUAUAGAACAUUUUGAAUAAUCGCUGCACUUAAUCGCCGAAGAUGACCUCACUUUGAAUGAAUGGCUUCCGUAGCAUGAGUCCGAGACUAAAAAAGGGAGGACAGUUUUAUUUAUACGAGGCAACGGCUUUUUAAACAAUAUUUUUUCAGAUGGAAAAACCAAAUCUUUAUUAAGAAUGCACUUUUAAAUUGAAUGAAUUGGCAGAAAUGUGAAGGCUAUUAAAUCCCUUCUGACCACGACAUUUACGGAUGAGUAAAUAAAAAAUGGCAUUCAUUUAAAUAUUAUGGUUUGCUUAUGAGUGGAUGAUUGUAAGAGGAGGUUAUUAUUCCAAGUCCACAGCUGCUCGGCCUUUUCUUUAAACAAUGUAUUUAAGCUAUCGUUACAAGACAUAGGCUAAGCUGUUCCUUCUUCAUUCAUUUGUAUGAUUGUCACAACAAGAUGGCAGCAGUUGAAAUGAGCCAAACCACUCAACUCUGAUUUAGCGUUGCUAAUAUAAAACCGCAAUAGGAUUUGUGUUUAGGUCACUAAUUGCGAACAUAGCAUUUUACCAAAAAUGUUACUUUUUAAUAUUAAUAUGGCUGAACUUGAUGCACUGUUUAAUUGUUAUUCAUUUUCAAAACUGCAGAUGGGAUUAUAGUUUAUCAAGAAGAUUCUGUUACAUUUAUAGAAUAAAAUAUUGGAAUGUUUUAGAUGCAUAUUAUAAUAUCUGCAUUCAGUUACACAUAAAAUAUGCAGCAUUCCAUGUUGUUUGUUAAUGUAUUAAUUUUAAUGUGAAAUUCAGUGUAUUUAUUUUCUAGCACUAAUGUAAACAUGUAUAUUUGUAGCUCUUUUUGUAAAAUUUGUUUUUAUCACAAAAAAACUUGAAUAGUGAUAAUACCCACUCUUAAGUAGUUGUCGUAUUCCAAAAAAAUACAUUGUAUAAUUCCAAUAUUUACUGUUAACAUAUUACUCAUGCAUGGGUGCCCAGUACAGGUUUUGGUUGAAUCUGUUGAGAAGUGCUGUCACAUGUCAUGGCUUGACUGUAGUGGUGUUCUGUGUUUUUUGUUUUCUGCUGUGUCUUUUCAUUUUAACUCUUUUUUCAGGGAACCACUGUGAAACAUUUAACCUGUGUUAAAAUGCAGAAUGAAGUACUGUAGACAGUUGUGUUUGUAUUGCUCACUAUCCUAUGCAUUGAGACUCACCUUUAACUUUCUUAUGUCUCUUGAAGGUCUCUGUGUGUAAUCUACACAGUUGUACCUCAAUUGAUAAUGAACGUAUGUACUUAUGAACAGGAUGGGUACCCAACCUGUCGCUCACAUAGAGUUGUUUUAGAGUCAAAGAUGUUCACAUAUUGUGAUAGCAACCCUCUCCAAAAUUAACCUGACCAAACUAAAAAAAAAACAAGUAUAUAAUUGAUAUGCUUUUUGGCUGGCAUUGAUGGGCAUUCAAGCUUUUUUUUUUUUAAUAGUAAGAAAUAUGUUUGCUGCUUGGUGAUGACAGAUGAAUCAAUGUAACUUGCACAUAGCCACAAACUAUAACUACUGUGCUGAUGUGCAAUGAGGGGGGGGUGGUUAAAACCUACGUUAUGUUUAGCAGACACCCUUAUCCGGAACAACUUGCAUUCUUUAUAUAUAGCUGAGCAGGGUGAUCACUGAAGAAGUUCAAGUUGAAUAUCUUUGUUCAAGUGUACCAUAGGUAUAUCUCAGCUGGGAUUCAAAUCUUUAACCUCAAGAGUUACAAGCCCAAUUGCCUUACUGUUUUACUGUGCUGCCAUUCUCUGUGUUGUUAUUGUGUUGUUACAGAACAUCCCUAAUAAAACUAUCCAAGCUUCUAA